AUGCGAGCUGGGCAAAUUAGCGUCGAGCAAGUGCGGGAAAUUUACUUCCAAAUGGUCUUGGCCCGUAAGUUUGACGAGAUGCUUCUGGAAAACAAAGCCACCAAUUUUUACCGCCAAGUUGAGUACCAGUACGAUGGUCCGCUCCACGUUUCGAUCGGACAGGAAGCAGUCGCCGUUGGGCAAGCUUUUAGUUUAGACGAGCACGACUUAAUCUUCGGUACGCACCGCAACCACGCCGAAGUGAUCGCUAAGGGUCUGACUGCGAUUGGAAAACUGAGCGACGAGGCGUUAGAAAAAAUUAUGACCGACCACCAAGGUGGCCGGGUUGACCAGAUGCUGCGCGAGCACCGCCAAUUUGGCUCAACCAAAGAACGCGCCCGGGUCUUCUUCCUUUACAGCGUUUUGGCCGAGAUUUUUACUAAGGCGACGGGUCUUAACUUGGGCAUGGGUGGUUCGAUGCACAUGUUUUUCACUCCGUUUGGCAUCUACCCCAACAACGCCGUGGUGGGCGCUUCGCCCUCAAUUGCGAUCGGGGCCGCUCUUUACAAACUGAUUAACCAGCGCCCAGGCGUAGUGAUCGCUAACAUCGGCGACGGCGCCAUCACCUGCGGACCGGUCUGGGAAGCGAUCAAUUUCGUGGCGAUGGACCAGUACCGCGAACUCUGGGACGCUCCCUACGACCGCCGUCCACCUUUUAUGCUCAACGUGAUCAACAAUCAGUACGCGAUGGGCGGCCAGCCCGUCGGCGAAACGAUGGGUAGUAAGGGCGUAGCUCGGGUUGGCAUGGGCAUUAACCCCGAGCAAAUGUGA
Molecule: messenger RNA, 810 nt
Organism: Centruroides sculpturatus (bark scorpion)
Lineage: Eukaryota; Metazoa; Arthropoda; Arachnida; Scorpiones; Buthidae
Product: pyruvate dehydrogenase E1 component subunit alpha-3, chloroplastic-like
Exons: 1
Coding region: 1-810 (269 amino acids)
Molecular function (GO): oxidoreductase activity, acting on the aldehyde or oxo group of donors, disulfide as acceptor
Source: RefSeq, a predicted model, not a curated record